AUCAUAGUCUUGUCCAAGCCGUCGUCCCGAAAUGAAAGCCGCUAUUAUUAUAACCUUGAUUGCUCUGGUGGGCAGCAGUGUUGCCCUCAGUAUCGAACGUGCCGGUCCGCCUGUCCGGGUUAAGCCAGCUGCCGCUCCAUUUGAUGCCAGCAAGUAUGAUCACAUCGUGGCCGAGGUGCGUCCGGCGGGUCAGAAGACCUUGGUGGUCAUCGAGCCCCAUCAUCCCGAUGCAUCCUAUGCUCAGAACGAGCGGCCACAGCAACAGCAGGUUGACAUUCAGAUCAAGCAGAAACAGCCGGAGCAACAGAAGAACCAGCAUGUUGAGCUUGACAUCAAGCAUCAGCAUUCGAACCUGGUGUCAGAUCAUAUGGAUGCCGGGUUCAGUCAUCAGCAGUCGGAGCCCCACCAUCAUGUCCAGCUCGAUAUCAAGAAACAGGAGCAGAGGCCACAGCAUGUUGAAGUUGAGAUCAAGCAGCAGGACCAGAAGCAACAGCAUGUCGAGAUUGAAUUCAAACAGAAUCAGCAGCAGCAGCAGGAUCCCCAACAUUUUAAUGUCGAAAUCAAUCAGCAGCCGAGGCCACAGCACGUAGAGAUCGAGAUCAAGCAGCAGCAGCAGCAGCAGCCGCAGAAUCCCCAACACAUCGAGUUCGAUAUUAAGCACACCCAGUCCAGGCCACAUCACAUGGAACUGGAACUGGUGCAGCCGCACAAGGAGCAAGCCGAAUCGCAGCAUGUGCAAUUGAUGCUUUAAGCGCUGGGCAGAAUGCCAUAAAUUAUAUAUACCCAAACAUAUA
This is a messenger RNA of Drosophila virilis, 794 nucleotides long. RefSeq names its product involucrin. NCBI's taxonomy places the organism in Eukaryota, Metazoa, Arthropoda, Insecta, Diptera, Drosophilidae. The record is from RefSeq and is a predicted model, not a curated record.